CUCAAGCAGUGGAAAAACCAAAAGCUCUUGUUGCAUGCUGGGUAAUAUUCGGAGAGAGAAGGAGCCAAAGUAGGAUCAUCAUAACCGGCUGACUCAACCUAGUUUUCUCAGUCAGAGCGAAACCACUUUGCUGUCUUGUUUUAAGUCUGACAAGUGUCCACUUCAUCUGAACCAUGGGAAUGAAUGGUCAAGAUCUUAAGGUGUAACCUCAAGGCGUAGUGUGACAGCUUUAGGACCAUGGAGCCGGACGUGAUCCGCAUGUACUCCUCCUCCCCACCCCCAAUGGAGGACGGAGCUGAGGAAGAGGACGAGGAGUUUGGGGACUUUGGGGGCUUCUCUGGAGUUCCGACCAGCACCAGCUUCAAUGAGUUUGACACCCCAGCGACCUUCAAUCAGACCCCAGCCUUGGCUGCCACUUCACCACCUGAACUCCUCAACAAUGGAGGGGUGGUUAGGUUGUCAAACCUCAGUUCAGGUCCCGUGGGAAGGGGUCCCGUGGUCAAGCGCGCCAACUCCAAGUCAAAUGGUGUUGUGCCGGGAGGCUGUCAGUACGACAGUCCUUUGGAGAGAACUGUGAAUGUGGAGGAGUUAAAAAAGCUUGCCGACCACACUCGAGCCAAUAAUCAUUCUACCUCCUUGGACAAAUCUGGGAGGGGUCAGACUGACAACAUAGACAAGCCUGUCGACUGCAAUGGUGGGGUCCCGGAAGUUCUGACCAACGGCUUUGUGACUUUUGAAAUAGAGGGAAUCCCAUCUUUGCAGAAUUCAAACCGCUCUAAAAAGAAAGGAACCACCACAGAGUGUGCCGACAACUGCCCUCCCAGCAGCCCCGAGGACGACUUUGCGGAUUUCUCUGCUUUUCCUAAUGUAGAUGUUCAAGGACACUCCAGCGAGGUGACAAACCUCACCAGCGAGAACUUGGACAAUAGCAACCGGGACGAACGGCUGGCAGAGGACACCUGCCAGCAGCAGAAGCACUCUAAUGUAGAGCAGGGAAUCAGGUCAGGGGACGUCGUCGGGGACACUCCCAUUACAACUGGAUCCAACGACAUCGCUGGCUCUGAUUCUCUAUCGCACCUUGCUGAGGUUCGAGACACUGAUGAAGGCUUGAGCAACGGGGACUUUCAAAGAGACACUGCUAACUCUGAGCAAAGGAACAUAGAGCCGGACUUUGCACACAAGCACUCUGCUACUGAGGUGAUUGUUAGUGAGGAUUCUGCCCCAGAGGAGGUUUGUAGUGAGGAUUCUACCCAAGAGUUGGUUUGUGGCGAGGAUUCUGCCUCCAAGGCACUUUAUAUUGACGAACCGGUUGCCCAGAACGGUGUGUAUUUGGAGCAGUCGGAAGAGGAGGCAGAAGAAGAGAAGGCAGGUGUCAGUGAAAACAGGGGUUCGCCCGAUACAGACGAUGAAGAUGGGAAUGGCGAGCAAGCAGACGAAAAGUCUGGGUCCGGAAACGAAACAGAAACAGAGACCGAAACGUCUUUCGGCCGACCGCUGUCCACGGAUGCCCUUGAGGAGUACGGCGACAUCAGCACGACGGGCUCUGUGCCCUCGCCACUGCUCCAAGAGGAGACGGCCACGCCUGCCGACCACAGCCAGCUGCUGGAGGACGACGACGACGGUGAAGACUUUGGUGACUUUGGAGACUUUGGAGACUUCGGGGACGUGGGCUCUUUUAGCGGACAGGGCUUUGCUGACUUUGACCAGCCAGAGUUGCAACUAGAGGAACAACCUGCACCUCCCACACAGGAACUAGUGGACCACGACAAGGACUUUGGUGAAUUUGACGCCCCCAAUAGCCACAUUGGUGGUGGGAAGGCAAUUGAGAAUGAAGAUAGGGGGAAGUUUGCGGAUUUUCCCAGCAGCAACAGUUUUGCCGACUUUAGCUCGGCUCCUGUUGGUGCGGACCCUGAUCCAGAUGCUGGUUGGAAUGCCUUUGAUGAGCCUGUACAGGGUCAAGGGGAGGGAAAUUCCUGGGCUGCAUUUGGAGAGGAGCCGACCGCCAAUGCUCCUUUGGAAACGGGUGAAGACGAGUGGCAGGAGAGUGAACCUGUAGCAGCCCGUUCAUCCAGCAGCCAUCAGAUCAGUAGAAGAGACAGUCAAUCUGUGGCGCUGUGCAGUCGGCUGGAGAAGCUUUUUCUGGAAAUUUUCCCCGACGCACUUGCUCCGCAGGUGAGGGUGGAGGUGGUCUCCCUCAAAACCCUGCUGGAGCCUCCUGUGAGGUUACAGCAGGAAGAGCAUGAAAUGAUGAGCGGUGUGCCAGACAAUGGGGCCGAGGGGGACGUGUUGUGGAGGCAACUGCUGGACAUCCACGAGGCAUUUGGCCUGCGGCACCAGUGGGGCGGCUCGCACAGCAACAAGACACUACUCUGCUCCCUGGGCAUCGACAUUAGGAACAUUCUUUUCACAGGUCAGAAGAAGCAGCCAGUGAUAGUUCCCAUGUAUGCUGCCAGCCUGGGCAUGCUGGAACCCACCAAAGAGCCAGUAAAACCCAUAUCAGCGGCAGAGAUGAUCACGUCCAUAGCACAACAAGUACCUCCAGUGGCCCCAGCAGAGAUCAUAAGCACUAGUCCACCAGACACAGCCCAGGAAGUGCUCCCGCCCGUCCAGUUUGACUGGAGCAGCAGUGGCCUUACUAACCCCCUGGAUGCGAGCGGAGGCUCGUCUCUGCUCAACCUCGAUUUCUUUGGGCCCGUGGAGGACUCUGGCCCUAGCAGCUCCACCUCCAUCCCAGGUGUGGACCCGGAGCUGUAUGAGCUAACCACUGCGAAACUGGACCCCAGUGGCUCUGGGACCCGUGUGGCUGAUGCCUUUGCCCGCCUUAUGUCUACUAUGGAGAAGACCAGCACCUCUACCAGAAAGCCCCGGAAAGAGGAGAACCUAAGUGAGGAGACGUUGAAGGUGAUUGCAGGGCUACCAGACCUGUCUUUCAUGCAGGCCAAGGUGCUGAUGUUCCCCACCACGCUGACCCCCCUGGGCUGCUCCUCUGACCCUGACCCCACACUCGACUGAUCCACCCCGCCCCAACUCCAUCAAUGCCCUCCUCUUCUCCUCCUUAUCACCGUCUGUCAUUCUAUCACUAUAUCAUGAAGUUAUCCUUUUUGCUUCCAUGCCAUCAUCCUUUUUUGUCAUUUUCUCCCUUUUUUUAUUUGUUAUUUUCAGUUUUAAUCUUUUUAAUCAAGUGAAGCAUUUAGCGAUUUGUCCUUGUGAAUGGAGAAUGUUUAGUCAGACCUGAACUAGGCUAAGCCUGUAAAGCGAAGCUUUGUCAAUAGCAGAGCAAGAGAACAUGUUAAAGCAGUUUAACUUCUAGAUCAAGGUCCUUGAGAGAGGCCGCUUGUUUAUGAUAGGAGAAUCAAUGUGUACAUAAUCAGGGACGAAUUGUGUUGGUUUUCAAAGGUGGCUUUUACGUUUCUCAUUGUGGCGGGCGUGUGUCAAUGUUUGUCUUUGUGAGGAAAUGAAACACUGGUUGAACCUCUUCAAAGCGAGGCUUGAGUAAAGUGAAGUGGGAUAUACACUGAGUGUAGAAACCAUUAGGAACACUUUCCUAAUAUUGAGUUGCACCUCCUUUUGCCCUCAGAACAGCCUCAAUUCGUCGGGGUGUGGACUCUACAAGGUGUCGAAAGCGUUCCACAGGGAUGCUGGCCCAAUGCAUACCACAGUUGUCAAGUUGACUGGCACCCAUAUACACAAUCCAUGUCUCAAUUGUCUCCAGGCUUAAAAAUCCUUAUUUAACAUUUCAUCUACACUGAUGGAAGUGGAUUUAACAAGUGACAUCAAUAAGGAAACAUAGCUUUCACCUGGUCAGUCAUGGAAAGAGCAGGCAGUCCUAAUGUUUUGUUCACUCAAUGUAUGACUACGUAUGUGUGUGUAAAUGUAUGUGUGACUUGAAACCACACUGCCUGCAAAAUCCAGCUGAAUGUUUUCCCUGUUGUGUUAAUGGCCUUAGUUGUUUUGUCCUUUUACAUAAGGCCUAGGUUUGAUUCUUAACUUGAUUUCUUAACCCAUGGCUAAAAAUGCGCUCUUAAUGUAUGCUCAUACGUUAAGCGAUUUAACUGUAGCCAGUUUUUCUUGCGUCUCCCAUUGAUGCAGUCAAACAGCCAUGAAAAUGGCGGUAUGUCACGGACGACUGUGUUUUGUGUUUGAAUUCUAUUCUUUAGAACUUUAUUCUGUUUUGGGGACGGGUGGUAAAAAGAGGGGGAAUCAUGGUUUAAACCACUGACAGAUAGUCAUUUGUAUAAUUUCUAUCAGUAUAGCUGGUCUGAGUGAAGGUCAGCCUACAUUACAAGGGAAUAAGGGACCAAUUUCUGCUUCCAUGUGUCUGGUUAAACACUUAUGAAGUUAUUUUUCUUUUGUUUAGUUUUGCUGACAUUCUCUACCAAUUUGUUUGUUGUUAUACCACUGUCAACCUGUUCCCAGGAGGAUUUUGCACAUUGUAAAGAUGAAAUGGAUGUAAUCAUAGUUCACUGUGGCUUUAGACUGUGUACUAUGGACUGUAAAAUGUAUGGGGAAAAUUCCUAUGGAAAAAAAUAACUUGAAGAGCCUGUGAAAAGGUUAACAUGCAUGUCCGGGUUCUUUUCAGACUAAGUGUGUAAAUUUUACUUUUAGUGUACACAAGAAAUUAAAAUAAUUUAAGAGAAA
This is a messenger RNA of Oncorhynchus tshawytscha (Chinook salmon), 4638 nucleotides long. Its product is annotated as aftiphilin. Gene Ontology annotation, biological process: intracellular transport. The transcript is spliced from 10 exons. Gene Ontology annotation, cellular component: AP-1 adaptor complex; trans-Golgi network membrane. Gene Ontology annotation, molecular function: clathrin binding. The record is from RefSeq and is a predicted model, not a curated record. The coding region runs from base 238 to 3012 and encodes 924 amino acids. NCBI's taxonomy places the organism in Eukaryota, Metazoa, Chordata, Actinopteri, Salmoniformes, Salmonidae.